AUUAACAAUAUGUUUAUAUGUAAAGCAUAGUCAGGCUCUUCUUUUGAAAAGGCCUCAAGUCAGAUUUUGGGCUGUGCUGCAUUGAGACGAGAGACUCUGAGAGGAACCCAAAGCUUUAGUUAAUAAUUCACUAGUCUGUCAAAUUUAUGGGAUACAGUGAUGCAGUCAGACAGCAUUUCCUUCUCUCACCAAGCCAAGACACAUUCCACAUGAACAUGCACACCUGUCACAGCUCCUACAACAGGUCUCCUCUUGUCUCAGAGAGCCAGGGUCAAGGUCAAGCGCAAGGUCAGCAUGUGAGCCACAGAGAGGACCUCUCAUGUAUACUUGCGGGCAGCAGGGACCUUCACUGCCCUGUGUGUUUACAGCUAUCCACAUUUCCUGUGGAGACAAACUGUGGCCAUCUAUUCUGUGCUCCUUGUCUCAUAUCUUACUGGAAGCACGGCUCCUGGUUAAACGCUAUCAGUUGUCCUUUGUGUAGACAGAAGGUCAGUGUAAUGAAUCAUCUCUUUGGCGAGAGCAAAGUGGACAGGAAGCAGGGAGAGGUGCUGUGCCACAUAAGAGAUUAUAAUAAACGCUAUUCUGGAGCAGCACGAAGGGUGAGUGAUUACCUGUGUGACGCUCCUUUCUUCCUGCUGCUCUCAUUGCGGACUCUGGGGAACAUGGGCGGACUGGUGUGGCUCUUCCUGCUGAGGGUAGCAGUGUGUGGGUUUGGGGCAGCCGCCUCACUUGUCUCUCCACUGGAGGCCAUGCCUGGACCCGUCAAUGUGGCAGUGGGGCUUCUAGAUGACCUGGUUGUGGUCUUUCUCCUCCUCAUCUCCAUUUUUAACAUCCACCAGCAGAUGGCCUCAGAGAGGACAACUAGAACACAAACUGUUACACAUGGAAUUCUAACAGACACGCUGUAAAACAGAGGACAGAGUACACUGCACAGCAGAUAAGCAUGAUGAGUGAACUCAGUAAAGCGAACAUAUUGAACUGCUGCACAGAGAAGGUACAGCAGGGAGGCUUUUUAAGCAGCAAGCUGUGUUGUAAUAAGGAAUAGCACAGAGGGUCAUUUUCAAACAACAUAUACACUCUGUUUACAUAUUGCACUACCUACAACCUCCUGAUUGGUCUGAAACAUCAAAUGAGCAGAAAAGGGGUGUAGAACUUUCAAGAAACGCGAUGUUUUUUAUGAAAUAUGAGAUGUUUAAGAAAACAGCAGGACCAGUCAGCGCAUAUAACUAUUAUAUCGCUGGUGUCAGAAGAAAUCCUUGUAUCUUCAAAAUGGUAACUUCACAGGGGAAGGAAAAAACCUACUUUACUUUUAAUGUAAGUCAAUGGAACCAGACUUUUUUACAUGUCAUUUUAAGCUAUUUCUUUUGGUCCAUUCUUAAUGAACUUUACAGACAAUGUAAAAGGCAACAGGCAUUUUCAAAUUACGUCAAAAACUUCCAACAGCAGCGAUAUGAGGGUCUGGCAACAGUAACUGUAAAGAUCUGCUUUGUCCUAAUAAUUCCAGGUUUCCAUGAAUGUUCAAAGGCUUAAAACAAAAACUGUCCUUUUCUUCAGUUUACUCAGCUGGUAUAUUGUCAGCAUUUAUUUAUAUGCUGAGGGUCUUGUGUGCAGUAUGUUUUCAUUUUUGGUGUGAAUGAAAUCUUUUCAUUUCCUUUUUGCCCGACUGAUGUUCUUCCAAUGUAAUAUAAUAAUGUAUAGUUUACCUUCAUUGCUGUACAUUAUUCAUUGUGUAGCCCCAGCUGUUUAGGGCUUUUAUUUUUUUUUAACAUCUUCCUAGAGCUGACCUCCAUGAAAAAUAUUAAGGCAACAAUCCUUAUGCCUACCUUGGGGUGCAACCAGGAAUCAUUAAUAUCUUUUCAAUGUACACAAUGUAAAUAUUGUAAAGUGUUUAAUAAAGACCUAUUUA
Messenger RNA from Pygocentrus nattereri (red-bellied piranha), 1906 nucleotides. Its product is annotated as RING-HC_RNF170 domain-containing protein. The record is from RefSeq and is a predicted model, not a curated record. The coding region runs from base 147 to 908 and encodes 253 amino acids. Gene Ontology annotation, molecular function: ubiquitin protein ligase activity. Lineage: Eukaryota; Metazoa; Chordata; Actinopteri; Characiformes; Serrasalmidae. The transcript has 6 exons.